AUGCUGGCCUUGGAAUCCUUAGAUUUAAGUUUUAACAAUCUUAGAGGAGAAAUUCCAAAGUCAUUAGAAGCUCUUGUGUAUCUGAAAUACCUUAACUUCUCGUUUAAUGAACUCAGUGGCGAGAUUCCCACUAGUGUUCCUUUUGGAAAUGCCACAGGACAAUCUUUCUUGUCAAAUGAAGCACUUUGUGGUGAUUUUAAGUUUGAUGUGCCACAAUGGCGAAAGAUAAAGAAGAAUGCAGGUCAAACAGAUGUGCCUAUGGUAAAAGGGCAUGAAAGAAUUUCCUAUUAUGAACUUGAACAAGCAACCGGAGGAUUCGAUGAAAGCAACUUGCUGGGUAAUGGGAGUUUCAGCAUUGUCUACAAAGGGAUACUUAAGGAUGGUACUCUUUUGGCAACAAAGGUAUUCAAUGUGCAAUUGGAAGGUGCAUUCAAAAGUUUUGAUAUAGAAUGUGAGAUGUUGAGCAGCCUUCGCCAUCAAAAUCUUACUAAAGUCAUCACUUGUUGCUCUAGCCCCGAUUUCAAAGCCCUGGUGUUGGAGUACAUGCCCAAUGGGACACUUGAUAAAUGGUUAUACUCUCAUAACUUAUUCUUGGACCUAUUUCAGAGAUUGGAUAUAAUGAUAGAUGUGGCCUCAGCAUUAGACUAUCUCCAUAAUGGCUAUUCAACACCAGUGGUGCAUUGUGAUUUGAAGCCAAGCAAUGUCUUGUUAGAUCAAGAAAUGGUUGGCCAUGUUAGUGAUUUUGGCAUUGCAAAAUUGUUAGAUGCAAGGGAGGAUUUUGUUCAGACAGGGACAAUAGCAACCAUUGGAUAUAUUGCUCCAGAGUAUGGACGAGAUGGAAUGGUAUCCACGAGCUGUGAUGUUUAUAGUUUUGGCAUCCUGAUGAUGGAGACUUUUACAAGAAUGCGACCAAUUGAUAAAAUAUUUGUUGGAGACUUUAGCAUACGACGUUGGGUUAGUGAUUCUUUUCCAAGUGGAGUUCAUAAGGUGGUGGAUGCUAAUUUGGUACAGCUAGGGGAUGAACAAACUGAGGCAAAGAUGCAGUGUCUUUUAUCUAUCAUGGAAUUAGCUUUGAGCUGCACUCUAGUGACACCUAAUGCAAGAAUUAGGAUGGCUGAUGCUCUUUCUACACUUAAAAAGAUUAGACUCCAGUUUGUCAGUAGUCGUCACUAG
Molecule: messenger RNA, 1173 nt
Organism: Lycium barbarum (goji berry)
Lineage: Eukaryota; Viridiplantae; Streptophyta; Magnoliopsida; Solanales; Solanaceae
Product: probable LRR receptor-like serine/threonine-protein kinase At3g47570
Exons: 3
Coding region: 1-1173 (390 amino acids)
Biological process (GO): protein phosphorylation
Molecular function (GO): ATP binding; protein kinase activity; protein binding
Source: RefSeq, a predicted model, not a curated record